Messenger RNA from Sclerotinia trifoliorum, 2437 nucleotides. The record is from the annotation of a GenBank genome assembly. Lineage: Eukaryota; Fungi; Ascomycota; Leotiomycetes; Helotiales; Sclerotiniaceae.
UUUGACCGUUCUAAUUCACUACAAUCCAAGUAAUGGGGUAGCCCUCAAGGGCUUUAGAUCAGAUUAUUGACAUUCGACUGUUAUAUCCCGUCAUGCAUGACCUUUAUUUCGCCAUAUAUGCCGUCCUUGCCGGUAACAGAGAAAUAAAAUUAUCGCAACAUACCAGUCAAAAUGAUAAUGACCCCGCAGAUCUAAAGGACGCAUACAUAGACUGAACGAACCCCUCCGUAAAAUCAUCAUGAUCUCUAGUUCGCUGUGCUUAAGAACUUCAACUUUAAUACUGCACAAUCCCCAUCAAGAACCAAGAACCGAUACAAAGUCUACAGGCAAUACAUCAUGGCUCCUUCCGCUACAGAAGCACAAUCAGCAGCAGUCCCCAUCCCUACCAAAGGCGACGACAACGUCAAGGCAAAUUUCGCUCCUCAAGAAAAGUGGCUAAAAAGCACCGGCGUCCUAGAUCAGUUUGAGUCUUUUGAUGUUACUCCUGUUAUUGGCCGCGAGUUUCCAAAUGUCAAUUUGGUAGAAUGGUUACAAGCUCCUAAUGCGGACGAGCUCCUACGUGAGCUUGCCCUCACCAGUAAGUUCUCAUAAAAUUUAAGGGUGUAGCAAGUGAGCGGAGACUGACAACAGCUUAGUAUCUCAGCGUGGUGUAGUAUUUUUCCGCGCACAAGACAAUCUCACUCCUGAUUUACAGAAAGAACUCGUCCAGCGCAUCGGACUCCUUUCAGGAAAACCAUCCACAUCGGGUCUUCACAUUCAUCCAUUGCUUAACCCUGAAAGAGAGGGAUAUCGUGUGACAGACCCAGAAAUUAGUACCAUCGACUCUGUUCUCAACAAGAAACUCUACAGCAACACAAAAUUUGACCGAGCCAAUGGCCUCUCAAAUUCGUCCAAAUGGCACGCAGACAUAUCUUUUGAGCCAAAGCCAGCGGACUAUUCCAGUUUGAAGCUAGAGAUACUCCCGAAAACAGGAGGCGACACAUUGUGGGCAAGUGGGUAUGAGAUUUAUGACCGCAUUUCAGAACCUUAUCAGAAAUUCCUCGAGACUCUGACAGUGACGUUCCAACAACCCGGCUUCAUUGAAGCUGCAGCGAAUGGUGGGUUUGAGUUGUACGAUAAGCCAAGAGGCGCUCCAGAAAAUGUGGGAAAGGAGUUGAAAGCCGUACAUCCAGUAGUGAGAACUAACCCAGUGACUGGAUGGAAAUCAGUUUUCCCAGUUGGAGGUCAUGUCAGCCACAUCAAUGACGUUACUCGAUGGGAGAGUCAAGCAUUGUUAGAAUGGUUUAAGCGGUUGUUGGUGGACAACCAUGAUUUGCAGGUACGGUUCAAGUGGAAGAACCAGAAUGAUCUUGGUAAGUUUUGCUGCAAUUGUUAGGUUAUUUGAGCUAACCUGAUAAAAAUAGCUAUCUGGGAUAAUCGUUCAACUUUCCAUACAGCUACGGAUGAUCUUGAAGGACAGGGUGAGAGAUAUGGUGUCAGAGCUGUAAGCGUUGGUGAAAAGCCCUUCUUCGAUCCUGAAAGCAAGUCUAGACGAGAUGCUUUGGGCAUUUAAUGUAAAUAGUUGCAAGAUACCACAUGAGUAUUGAAAUAAAAUGAUUGAUACAACUUAACAUAACUUGCAGUUCGACGGAUCCGGAAUGCAUGUUGCCCGUUUGUGGUUGCCUCUUGGUGUGCAUAAAUAUCGGUGAAUGAGUCAUUUGCCGUCUAGUCGCCUAUAUCCAUAGAAGCAUAUAAGAUCGAACUCAUAGCUCGAGACGAAUGCCAUAAUUGAAAUAUCACAACAACAAACAACGCAAUUGAUUAGACUGUUAUUAAAAAGAGAAAGAGAAGAGAUCAUGGCGCGGCGGAUAUUGACCAAAGCUUUGGAAUUCACGUGAUUUGAGGUGAGAUGUUUCUUCACCACAUCCACCUUCAAUUGGGACACUUACAGAAGAGUCAAAUUCGAUGGAAAUGGCUGCUCACUGUUUACUAUUGGCAGAAGACGGCGAGAGCCAAGCAUUGGUAGCACCUUAGUCCACACCACGGCAGAAAUUUUAUGUAUUCACCACGACUGUUUUUUCCUUGGAUGUUCCCAAAGUUGAAAUCGAUCGCUAAAUGAUCACGAAAGCCAGGGGGUAGAUGACAACAUAUUGGACCUCAAGUACCUAGGUAGGUACUGAUAACAAUUCCGUGUUUGUGGCCAAUGCCGGAACAUUGAAAUACUUCAAUCGAUAAACGGAUAAAAUAUGGAGUAACUUUGAUGGCGACAAGUGCGCUAGAGAUUCCCUCAUUGAUUUAGUGAUUAUGAAAUCAUUUUCCCGGGGGGUUAUUGACUACUAUGGAGCAAAUUCCUGCAUCUGGCCUCUCGUGGCGCUGGAUAAUUAUUCAACGUCUAGCGACAUGCCUUUACAGUGAAAAAUGUAUACUUUGGGCUUGAUUUAUGCGCCAUCUAAAAGCA